Molecule: messenger RNA, 1131 nt
Organism: Puccinia triticina
Lineage: Eukaryota; Fungi; Basidiomycota; Pucciniomycetes; Pucciniales; Pucciniaceae
Exons: 8
Coding region: 1-1131 (376 amino acids)
Biological process (GO): 5-phosphoribose 1-diphosphate biosynthetic process; purine nucleotide biosynthetic process; ribonucleoside monophosphate biosynthetic process
Cellular component (GO): cytoplasm; ribose phosphate diphosphokinase complex
Molecular function (GO): ribose phosphate diphosphokinase activity; magnesium ion binding
Source: RefSeq, a predicted model, not a curated record
AUGCCCGGCUUCUCCUCCCUCAAGCUCUUCACCGGCACAUCCCAUCCCGCCUUGGCCCACCAUGUCUCCCGUCGACUGGGCAUCCCCAUCUCUCCCGCUUCCAUCGAUAGACGGCCCUCCGGAGAAAUCUCGGUCUCCAUCAAGGAGAGCGUCAGACAGGCUGAUGUCUACAUCAUCGGAACCGCUAGCUCGAUCACUUGCACCACCAAUUCGGCGCUCAUGGAACUCUUGAUCAUGAUCCACUCCUGUUCGAUCGCAUCCGCUGGACGAAUAACCGCUGUGAUUCCGCACUUCCCAUAUGCCCGCCAGGAUAAGAAGGACAAGUCGAGGGCUCCGAUCACAGCCAAGUUGGUUGCGAAUAUGAUCCGUGAAGCAGGCGCACAUCAUGUCAUCACGAUGGAUUUACACGCAUCUCAAAUCCAAGGAUUUUUUGAUUGUCCGGUGGACAACUUGUACGCCGAGCCAACACUAGUCCAAUACAUCCGGGAAAACGUGGACGUGAAGAAUGCAGUGAUCGUCUCGCCCGAUGCAGGAGGGGCGAAGCGUGCCUCCUCGAUUGCCGCCCGACUCGAUCUCGACUUUGCCCUGUUCCACAAAGAGCGCAAGAAAGCUAACGAGGUCUCGCGGAUGAUCCUUGUGGGCAGCGUCAAGGGCAAGACGGCGAUUCUUGUCGAUGAUAUGGCAGAUACUUGCGGCACACUCUGUCUGGCCACCGAGAAGCUCCAGUCCGCCGGCGCCGUCAACGUCAUUGCCCUCGUUACCCACGGCAUCCUCUCCGGCCCGGCGAUCGCAAACAUCAACAACUCGAGUAUGUCCAAACUCGUGACGACGAACACGAUCCCUCAACACGAACAUCUCGAAGGCUGCUCCAGGCUGGUCUGUGUGGAUAUCGCCCAGGUGCUUGCCGAGACGAUUAGACGUAGUCAUUACGGCGAAUCCAUCUCCUACCUCUUCGAUAGUAUCCCCUGGUCCGGUUCUGCGGCCAUCGACUAUACCACCCAAUCGAGUACCGAUGAAGCCAAGUCCGCCAAGCCCACUCGGCCUUCUAGUCCCGAUCAGCCCCAAUCUCCUAAAUCAAACAUCCUCCUUGAUCUUGCCAACCAGGCUCCCCUCUCCGCCUUGCCCUCUUGA